Molecule: messenger RNA, 1090 nt
Organism: Paramisgurnus dabryanus
Lineage: Eukaryota; Metazoa; Chordata; Actinopteri; Cypriniformes; Cobitidae
Source: RefSeq, a predicted model, not a curated record
UCGACUCCAACAAGGCAAAUGAAUUCCUGUCCCACUCUCGACCCAAACGCAAUGCUGAUCCGAAUUGGCACAGGCAGACUCCAGAUUUCCAGGCGUAUUACAGAUACUACACCAGCAUUGGACACACAGAGGGAUUGUACGAGAUUGACAGAAUCCGGAUGUUGUAUCAGCAGAUGAGACACUUGGAACAAGUUUACGGUCCCAAUGCCUCUUACUACCAAAGCAAACUUGGGCUUCCAGUUCUGCCUCCGCUUCCCAGAUGUGACCCCACCAAAGACAAAGCCUGCAAACCGCCCCCACCACCACCCGAAAAGACUCCGGCCCCCGCUCCGGUCAAAGCCCAAGCGGCGCAUCCUGUCUCUCAGGCUGACGUCAUCUACCUGUGCAACAACAAAGACCCCCUGUGUAAGCCACACAUCGUCUACAUGCCCACCGGGGCCGUGCCAGUUCUGUGUGACCCACGAUACCAUCCCACCUGCAAGCUGCAAGGACCACCCCCUCCUCCACCCCCUAUCAAAAAGUCAGAGCCUGCCCCUCAACCUCCACCCGCCCCUAUGCUCUUCAAGGGAAUGGAAUACGACUGUGACCCGUACUGGGAUCCUGAUUGCCUCAUCGACAACCCACCACGCCCCCUCAAGGGUAAAGCCCCACCCCCAGCACCCGUAAUAGAAGAGGAGGAGGAUGAGGAGGAGGCGGAGCCAGCUCCACCUCCACCCCAGCCCAUUAAAAAGAAACAACCAUAUCCGUUUUACCUUCCACCCUACAACUACCAGUCUGAACUAUAUGACCCAUACCGAUACCCGUUUCCUUCUGCCGACACAGAGGACAAAGCAGCCGACAGUGCGUAGACCAAAUCCAUGCAAAAAAAAAGGUCCUGAUUGAGUGGAAAUCUACACAAACAUUGUAUUAUUUGUGUUUGUAUUCACUUUGUAGAUUUGUGUUGAGAUACUUUGCUAAACUAUUAAAAUGGUUUUCACUCAUUGGAAUGUAUUAAAAUUAUUCUUGUAAGUUGUUUAAUUCAAUAACCAGCCAAUGUACCCCAGAUGGAGAAGGUAGAUCUGGUAAUCCUGUAAUAUUGUGAGCUUUUGUG